AUGGAUCUAACAACAUUAGAAAGAGCAGCGGAGACGUUAUUGGCGCCUCCAAAUUUGGUGUCUGCUGAGGAUCGAAAACAGGCGGAUUUGUAUUUUGAAGAAUUUAAGCGAAAUGUCACGAUUAAUGAUUGUAUUAUGCUAUUACAACAAUCGUCUAACUCUUUCGUCCUUUUUCAAAUUGGACAAACGAUUGGCGAUAUUUUGCUUCGCGAUUGGUCGUUGGUGAAUGGUGAAGAUGUCCAAACCGCCUAUAAAAAACUUUUGGAAUUUGUUGCGACGAGACCUGGAAUUGAGCCAUUUGUUGUUGGCGCGUUUCUCAAAUCGGCCGCCAUGAUUAUCAAACGAGGCAUUCUUGAUGGAAAAUCGGGCGAUCAGGAAGAGCUUUUUCAGUUUAUUCAUCAAUUAUUGACAAAUGAGUCGUCGAGCUUGCAAGCCGCCGGAUGUUUAUUUAUAAGCGCUUUAAUCGAACAAUUCUCAUCGUGUUGGCGAAAUUCGAAAUAUUCGAUCACAUGGGAUUUCCAUUUGCAAGCGAAAACCAAUUUUGAGAAUAAUGGAUUGCGUCGUUUGUUGGAGAUGUCGCUGACGACGCUUCACGCGUUGAGCAAUCAGGAGAAUAUAUUGGGAAACGAUUUCACGCGGCGAUUGUGCGAUCGAUUCUUGGAAGUUGCGGAGAAUAUUUUCUCGUGGAACUUUUCGAGUCGAUUCUUCCGCCGAUUCACGGCCAAUAAUCAGAAAUAA
Messenger RNA from Caenorhabditis bovis, 738 nucleotides. Lineage: Eukaryota; Metazoa; Nematoda; Chromadorea; Rhabditida; Rhabditidae. The record is from the annotation of a GenBank genome assembly.